GGUUUCAAAAUCUAAGUUAAGAGCUUUGAGUAACUUUAAGAGCUAAAAAGGUUCUAUAUAAUGGAGGAGAGAAGUGAGAAUGGUGAGAAAAUAGAGGACAUCAUGCUACCAGGGUUUAGAUUUCAUCCUACUGAUGAAGAGCUUGUUGGGUUUUAUCUAAAAAGAAAGAUCCAACAAACACCACUCUCCAUUGAACUCAUCAAGCAACUAGAUAUCUAUAAACAUGAUCCAUGGGAUCUUCCAAAGUUGGCUAUGACUGGAGAAAAAGAAUGGUACUUCUACUGUCCAAGAGACCGUAAAUACCGAAACAGCGCACGGCCUAACCGUGUGACCGGAGCCGGGUUCUGGAAAGCCACGGGUACCGACAGGCCGAUCUAUGCAUCGGAGGGUUCAAAAUGCAUAGGCUUGAAGAAAUCACUUGUGUUCUACAAAGGGAGAGCUGCAAAGGGUGUCAAAACUGAUUGGAUGAUGCAUGAGUUCCGGUUGCCUUCUCUCACUGAUCACACGGCUCCUGGCAAACGUUUUCUUGAGAAAACCAUUCCUGCCAAUGACUUAUGGGCAAUCUGUAGAAUAUUCAAGAAAGCAAGUACAACUGCUCAAAGAACCCUAUCUCAUUCAUGGGUAUCUCCAAUCUUGCAAGAAACCCCUUCUUCUGUUCACAACAUCCUUACUCAUCAAGGCAUCUAUAGCAAUGACUUGCAACAUUCAUCCAUUACUAGCUUCUCUGGUAAUAUGGAUCAUAACAACAUCUCUCUUUACAAACCUUUUAAUAUUGACCCAACAACCCCUACACUUACUACCAUUAACAACAAACCUCCUCCAAGUUCCAUUUCUAGCAGUGAAGAGCUUAAUUAUUCUACAAACUAUCCCUCUUUGUUGCAUGAACCAAACUACGGUUCUAAAUCAUCGACAGUCGAUGUACCAUCUUUGCAGCUAGUUAACACGCCUAAUUCCAUCUUUGGAUCUUUUGAUAAGGCAGAGGGUUUGGACUACAUAACAAAUGGGUCACAUCAUGAUCAUCAACAAUAUUACAAUGGUUGCUGCUUCUCAAUCACUAAUUUACCUGUGGAAAUGCAAGAAAACUGUGUGAAUGAUGUUCAAGAGCAUGUAGGGUCAGCUGGUAUGACAAUGAUGAAGAGUCCCGACGACGGCGUUGGCACACAUUUUGAGAACCAAUGGGGGAGAUCAUCUAAUGGUGGUUACCCUUUCAUGAGUUUGCCAUUGGGAUUGCAAGAUGCAUGGAAAUCUAGUUUUCUUUGUGAUUCUUCAAGUGAGAUUUCAAGUGGUUUUUCUACUACUAGCAAGUGCUAUAUAUAACUAAUUAGCUAGUUUGUUAGUUGAUUAAGGGUUUAACAUAGAAUAGAAGCACUCUUUUAGUUUUUUAGUUUUUCUACUUGUAGUUCUGAUUUCUUGGUUUUUGAAGUUUAGGAAAAAUAUAAAGUAGUGCUAAUGCACAUCCUCAA
Molecule: messenger RNA, 1463 nt
Organism: Helianthus annuus (common sunflower)
Lineage: Eukaryota; Viridiplantae; Streptophyta; Magnoliopsida; Asterales; Asteraceae
Product: putative NAC domain-containing protein 94
Exons: 3
Coding region: 61-1317 (418 amino acids)
Biological process (GO): regulation of DNA-templated transcription
Molecular function (GO): DNA binding
Source: RefSeq, a predicted model, not a curated record